AUGCCGCUGUUUUUAGUCUCGGUUAUUAAAUGUUCAACGCAUGGGGAGGCGUUUGCAAGCUCGGUGGAAGCUUUCCUUGCAGAAGUGAGCCUGAAGACGGCUUUGGCACUACCGUGCUGGGUUACAGCUCCUCUGUCCGACCCUGCCCUGCCGUCAGCCUGGGCGAAAGCGGAGGCUCUCUGUGUGCUCACGGGCUGCGUCUCUCUUGCAGGGCCGAGGACCGUAAACAAUAUCUUCCGCAACCUCUGCUCCGCUGUGGAGCGUUGCGUUUCUUACGAAGAAUUCAAAGACUUAAAAAAAAACAAUAUCAUCCACAUAGAUGUCCGGGAAAGGUGGGAGAUUGACAGAUUUGGAAAAAUCCCGGAGUCCAUCAACAUACCUUUGAGCGAAUUAGUGGAAGCUCUACAAAUGAGCCCGGGGGACUUCAAGGAACAGUACAAUCAAAAGAUGCCUGCCAAGUCAGACCGUGUGGUUUUCACCUGCUUGGCAGGAGUAAGAAGUAAACAAGCAUUGGAUUUUGCCAUGUCCCUGGGUUUCAGCAGAGUUCAACACUAUGCUGGUGGCUUUGAGGAGUGGGCAAAACAUGAACCUCCAGAGAAAAAAUGAAGGUGACCACUGCCAACCCCUUUCCCACCAAGGCUUCAGGAUGCUUUGUAGGUUUUAACAUUCAGAUUGUGUGGAUUCUACUUCCAGAAUACAGCCCUCUCCUGUUUUCUUUUGUAAUUGGAUGUGUACCUUUAAGUAGCCAUGCAUGUUAACUGGUUGGUGUAAAUCAAAUCUGAGGACUACGAUUUGAACAGAGAAUGUUACGUUUGUUCAACAUUUACUGUGGGCUAUGUUCUUCACUGGAACUAUGCGAAGACAACUUUAAUGGUUAUGAUGUUUACUAGCAUUUUUGUGUAAUGUGGUUUAUGUCUGUUUAAACAAAUGGUGAUAAUACUUUCUUAUAAACUUACACUUUCCUAA
Dromaius novaehollandiae (emu) is the source of this 966-nucleotide messenger RNA. RefSeq names its product thiosulfate sulfurtransferase like domain containing 3 (gene TSTD3). NCBI's taxonomy places the organism in Eukaryota, Metazoa, Chordata, Aves, Casuariiformes, Dromaiidae. The record is from RefSeq and is a predicted model, not a curated record.